This is a messenger RNA of Bactrocera oleae (olive fruit fly), 1005 nucleotides long. RefSeq lists its product as uncharacterized. NCBI's taxonomy places the organism in Eukaryota, Metazoa, Arthropoda, Insecta, Diptera, Tephritidae. The record is from RefSeq and is a predicted model, not a curated record.
AUGUGAUUGCCGAAAUAUUUUGCAAACGAAAUUCGAAUCAUUUCACUCAGUUUUGCUAGUAAUUUGCAAAAGUUCAGUUCAUUUCUAAAUUGACUUCGCUUAUUUGACACAUUUGACUGAAGUUUUUUUGGGACAUUUUAAUUAUUUGGACUCCUUAGUUUUUAGUACAAGUUUUGGAGGCUAAAAGUUUGAAGAAGUGUGUGAGUUUUAUUGCGGAAAAUAGUAAAAGUUUCUAAAAUGUUUAAAAAAGUGUUCAAGGAUAAUAAAAAUGCAUUGACGUUGUUGCUGUUAUUAGGACUUUUUGGAAUUACUAUGAUUGAAGCACUACAAUGUUAUGAUUGCUACGAUUGCGAUGAUGACGAGGAUCUCAACGAACUACAAAUCUGCGGCGAAUUUGCCACAACACCAGCAUCCGGGAAUGGCGAUAACUCAGAGAAUAUGGUUGUCGUAACAAGAAAUACUACUCUAGGUCCUGGUAAUACAACAAAUACCGCCACAACAAGUAAUACAACCAAAGAACCAACGUUCAAUGAAGGCGACAGCGAAGAUAAUAGCGAGGAUGAAGAUGAUGAGAAUGACGUUGAUGAAUAUGAUGAUGAAUGGCGUUUUCAACCCAGUCGACAUAUGUCCAGCAGAACGGGUGAUGACGUGUGCUAUGUAGUGAAACUGAAAGUCAAUGACACCAUCAUUACGAAACGUGGUUGUGCAACAUUUUUGGAUGAUGAUGACACUUGUAAAUCCGUUUCUGCUGGCUUAAACCUACAAACUUGUCACCUAUGUGAAGCGGAUGGUUGCAAUAAAUUCACUGGUUAUAGUGACGAUUGGGGUGCUCUGUGGAAUGGUGUUGAAAAAGUAAAUGCGGAACUUUGGUUUAUUUUACCGUUGUUAAUUUUACUGAUUUUUUUAAAAUAUUAAAUGAAAUUGAUUAUUUAAAAAACAAUAAUAAUAUUAAUUUCUUAAAUUUAUUUUAGAUUUUGUGUAUACCUAUCAGUCACAAAUAGAGCU